Molecule: messenger RNA, 375 nt
Organism: Cucurbitaria berberidis CBS 394.84
Lineage: Eukaryota; Fungi; Ascomycota; Dothideomycetes; Pleosporales; Cucurbitariaceae
Exons: 2
Coding region: 1-375 (124 amino acids)
Source: RefSeq, a predicted model, not a curated record
AUGGCCUACAUGUUCUAUUCCGUCUCCUUGUUUUGCGUCCUUGUCCUUGCUACCGCCGCAUACUUCACCCGGCACCGCUGGAUACACCUCCUUCCUAUUCCCGAACCAAUCUAUACGCGCCUUCCGACCUCCUUCCGCGAUGACAUCGAAGCCGGACUCUCGUCCUCUGCUUUCGAUCUCAGCGGGAACGUAGAAGCCGGAGAUUCACGACAGGGCCUGGAUGAUGCGGGGAAGAAGGAUGUCAUGCGCAUAAUGAAACGGAGAGGGGUAGACUUUGACGAGGCAAGAAGGAUAUACAUGCAAGACAGGUUCAAGAAGAACGGAAUCGGGGCGGAUGGAGUACCACGCGAUCCGAAGUUUGUCAGCUUUUCAUGA